Sinocyclocheilus grahami is the source of this 1769-nucleotide messenger RNA. RefSeq names its product syntaxin-11-like. Bases 336 to 1223 code for a protein of 295 amino acids. The transcript has 2 exons. The record is from RefSeq and is a predicted model, not a curated record. Gene Ontology annotation, biological process: intracellular protein transport; exocytosis; synaptic vesicle fusion to presynaptic active zone membrane. Gene Ontology annotation, cellular component: plasma membrane; presynaptic active zone membrane; endomembrane system. Gene Ontology annotation, molecular function: SNAP receptor activity; SNARE binding. Lineage: Eukaryota; Metazoa; Chordata; Actinopteri; Cypriniformes; Cyprinidae.
UUUGCAAACCUUUUUGCAUGCCAGGGUCCCACUCAAGACUACCAUAGUAUUGCACAAAUUUGUAUUAAAUGUAUUAUGUGACAUGGAAGACAUGAAGAUGACAUCGUCCUUGGUCCCAUUUCGCAAAACAGUCGAGAUUAUGUCAAGUGUUACUGAGUCACACGUCUGACAUUCUGUUCAGCAAACAGGUUUGGCGUCAAUGUUACGCCCUGGAACGCGCAUUCCUUUCCCCACCCAUGAAAUGACAGCUGCAGCGCAGUGAGGAUGGAGCUGCAGCCUUGAGAUGACACAUCGACUGAAGCGGUCAUCAUUUUGGACUAACAAAACAAGCAAUCAUGAGGGACAGACUGGAUCAUCUUCAGACCAUUUCAGAGUCUAACAGCCAUCUAGAGGAGCUGGAAUCCGACUCUUUCAGCAAUGUGGAUCUGGAGGAGGGUUUCAGCCAGCAGGCCGUCAUUUAUGACAACAGUGAUGAGAUGGAGUCUGUGCUCGAUAAGGCUCAGGACACUAGGCGUGAGAUUCAGCUCAUCCGCCUCGAGGUGAAGCGUCUCAGGGACCAAAAUACCCGUAUACUUAGCCAACCGACUCGUACAACUCACGUAAAGCAGGAUGCCAAUGUCAUCGUAGGUGACAUCAAGACACGUGGACAGGAUGUUCUGGCACGUCUACAAAAAAUGGAUGCCCACACCAAAAAGCUCGAAGAGGAGCAUGGCAUCAACUCAGCUGUGGCGAGAAUCACCCGAACACAGUACACCACCCUAAGCAACAACUUCCGAGACGCAAUGACAGAGUACAAUGAUGCUGAGAUGGAUCACAAAGAAUCGUGCAAGCGUCAUAUUCAAAGGCAAAUGGAGAUUGUGGGCCGAGAGGUGACAGGUGAUCAGAUCGAGGAGAUGCUGGAGAAUGGUCAGUGGAACAUCUUCAAUGAUAACAUCAUGUCAGAAGGGAAAACAGCUCGUUCUGCACUCAACCAGAUUGAGAGCCGACAUCGUGACCUGCUGGAUUUAGAAAGCCGACUCCAGAGCCUUCAUGAAGUGUUCCUGGAUGUGGCUAUGCUUGUAGAGGAACAAGGACCCAUGACAGACUACAUCUUAAACAAUGUUCAGAAAACCGAUGCUAUGCUUGGUGAAGUCCUUAUCAAACUGGGACAGGCCAAGAGACAUGACAAUAACAACCCAUUCAAGAAAAUGUUCUGUGGAUGCUUUCCAUGCGCUAAACACUGACUGAUUGUGAACAGUGAGGACUUGCGCAUUGGAGGGCUGCAUUAUCUACUGACUUUUUUCAGUUUAUCAUUUUAAAAAUGGGUAGCCAGAGAUAUGUAGCGAAAUGGACCAUAGUUUUUCAAAACUAAGCUCUCUCAGAAAUCAUUAAACCUGAUACUACUGAACUGAAGUGAACAAUAACACAUCUGAGAGCAAAUUAAACAACUAAAACAAAUCAAAGAGACAAGUCUUCACAACUUCAAAACAUAUAGUCCUUCCUAUUUGCCUUCAUAAAAAUGCCUUUUCAUUUGCAGCUUGAUACCUGUAAACAUGUACUGUAAAUGACAUUGAAACCCAGUGUUUGAAGUCACAGUUAACAGGAAAGCAAUAUGAGCUUUUAAUCUGUUAUGCUAGAAAUUGUGUAUUGCAAGAUAUGCAUAUGCUAUAAUUUAGUAACAUAAUUUACAUUAUUAUAUCUUAUUAUUAUAAUGUGGUCGAAUAUGCACUUUCUAGACCCUUUUCGAUUAAAUCAUCCGGAAUAUGAAGCAUUUGCCAUGUUUUGCCAUA